UCUAAAGAACCGGAAGAAGGAGAAUCAAAACCCAGGCCCAAGCAUUUUAUGCCAAACUUGGUGCCUCCUAAGAUCCCUGAUGGAGAGAGAGUAGACUUUGAUGAUAUUCACCGCAAGCGAAUGGAGAAGGAUCUGAAUGAACUGCAAGCCCUUAUUGAGGCUCAUUUUGAGAACAGGAAGAAGGAAGAGGAAGAACUGAUAUCACUAAAGGACAGAAUUGAACAGCGGAGAGCAGAACGAGCUGAGCAGCAACGGAUUCGUAGCGAACAAGAAAAAGAACGACAGGCCCGUUUGGCUGAAGAGAGAGCCCGGAAAGAAGAAGAAGAGGCUCGGAAGAGAGCUGAAGAGGAGGCCAGGAAGAAAAAGGCUUUCUCUAACAUGCUUCAUUUUGGAGGAUACCUGCUGAAGACAGAGAAGAAAAGUGGGAAAAAACAAACGGAGCGGGAAAAGAAGAAAAAGAUCCUCAGUGAGCGGCGGAAACCUCUGAACAUUGAUCACUUGAAUGAAGAUAAAUUGAGGGAUAAAGCUAAAGAACUGUGGCAGAGCAUUCAUGAUAUUGAAGCUGAGAAAUUUGACUUGCAAGAGAAAUUCAAGCGGCAGAAAUAUGAGAUUUCCAUACUCACUGCUCGCUGCGAUGAGUUAAGCAAGUACUCAAAGGCUGCCCGUGGAAAGCCGGUGGUUGGUGGCCGAUGGAAGUGAGAUGCGGUUCACACCCAGCCUGGGUAGAAGACAGAGCGGCAGUUUUCUGUUUUGGCCAGCCCUUCACUGAUCCCCCUAACCAGUGUGGCCCAAGGGAAUGCAUCCUCUUCUAGUGUAUUCAGAGCAAGCCACCUUUUAAAGGCCUCACUCUGUAGAAUGUCUGUAGCUGUGUGCGCAGCACUGUCGCCGUAUGGAACACACUGCUGUGUGGAGACUUAAGAAUAUUGUUGUGUCUGUAAAUAAAGGCCAGCCAUGCAACAGCA
Messenger RNA from Heteronotia binoei (common prickly gecko), 962 nucleotides. It is a transcript of the gene TNNT2, whose product is annotated as troponin T2, cardiac type. Bases 49 to 699 code for a protein of 216 amino acids. The record is from RefSeq and is a predicted model, not a curated record. Gene Ontology annotation, molecular function: troponin C binding; tropomyosin binding; troponin I binding. Gene Ontology annotation, cellular component: troponin complex. Lineage: Eukaryota; Metazoa; Chordata; Lepidosauria; Squamata; Gekkonidae. Gene Ontology annotation, biological process: regulation of muscle contraction; sarcomere organization; cardiac muscle contraction. The transcript has 10 exons.